AUGGCGCCCAAGAAGCCCUCCACGACGGCCGAGGUCGCCCUCGUGCCAUUGAAGAAUUGCUUGGUCAACCUGCCACCGUCACUCGUGGCGCUGCUAGUCAAUGCCAACACGACUGCGCAGAACGUCAUUGUCGAGCUGCAGUACCGACCGACGGCCGGGAAGCUCAGCGGGAACCCCGCGCAACGGUCUUGCUACCUGGGAUGGACCGGCAUGCAGAGCAAGCGCAAGCUUGCGCCGGUGGUCGGACGAGAUGGAAUCAGCAAUUCCUCUUCCACCAGAGAGCAGGACGCCUCGACGGUCGAGCUAGAUACAACAUUUGCGCGGGUUCUCGGACUUUCCGAGGGACAGCGGGUCGGGAUUUUUAUCCACCUAGACCCUCCCGUGGCUCACACUAUAAACAUCGAGCCUCUGACUCCGGAGGAUUGGGAAAUCAUUGAGCUACAUGCGUCAUUCCUCGAGCUGAAUCUCUUGUCGCAAAUCCGCGCGCUACCAAACCCCGGAUACAAUUCGGCGCAGUCGGAACACAUGCAUGCGCUUGCGCUGCAUCUCUCCCCGACAUCAACGGCCAAUAUUGUCAUUACAUCACUCACGCCGCCUCCCUCCAACACCUCUCCGUUCGCGAAGAUCGCCCCAGAUGCGGAAGUGAUCGUGGCCCCCAAGGUUCGCUCCAAGGCGAGAGGCUCGCGGGGCGAGAACCGAAGCGUCACCGGCAGCAGCAAGCGCAGUGGGGGAGGACGGAGUAGCGGAAGCACCGUGCGACCGAAGAGCGGCCGGUCCGACUCGACAAGCCGGGGCUCCCUUUACUUCCGAGGCACCGAUCGUCAAUGGUCCGAGCACACCUUUGACUCGGAGCUGGAGGAGGAUCGCAACGAGGGUUUCCGUGUCUGGAUAGAUCCGGACGUGCUGGCGAGCAACGAGCUGCGCGGCGCCACUUGGGCGGCCGUCAACAUCAUCCAACCGUCGGGACUGAAGGCUCCCUUGGAUCCCCAACAACAAAUGAGCCAAGCGGAGCAAAAAGCCAGUGAUGCAGGCACACCCGCGACGAAGAUCGUGGCUAAACUGGCGCCGUGGGUAGAUGCACCGGACACCCAGCAUGUUGCCUUGUCCACUCUGCUGUGCAGCGCGCUUGGCUCGGAAGGCAUGGCCGGUGGCAUUGUCCGGGUUGAAGCGGCGCCUACCCCGUUGCAGCGGUCGGCUGUGAAAGGCCUGAAGAUUUACCCUUUCACGACCGACACCACCAAGAAGAAGGAUGGGCUUAAAUUUGGCGCCGACACGGUGGCCGCGAAGGAUGCUCUGGCGGAACGGAUCAAGGUGAUCCACGGCACCCCUGGAUCCGACAAGGGAUUGCUGUCUGGACCUCUUACGGAUGGCAUGAUUCUGCCCAGGUCGGAGAAACCGAGCACGGUGUCUCCAUUCGACGGUGGUAUCCUUCGAUUUGAUCCGCCGUUGAAGGCCACCUCGGACACGCCCAAGCCGUUUGGAUGGUUACCAGGGUCGGAGGUCAAGCUGUCUCUUGAGGUGCAGGCUGAGAUUCCUAAGCCCGCCGACCUAGGUUCGUCGGUCCUGUCCUCGGAAGACACGUUACCAUCUACCAUUCCCAAGAUGGUGGGAAUCGACCCCAUCAUCUCCCAGUGUAUCGACGGCCUGACCAAGUCAUCGUCUAUCUUGUUGACUGGCGGUCUUGGUGCGGGAAAGACGGCUCUGACGCAGCUACUCGCCCACAAGGUCCGCAAGGAAUAUCUGUUCAACGUCAAAUACUUUUCGUGCCGGAAGCUCGUCACCGACGAGACCCGGAUCUCGAACAUCAAGGAAACACUGAGCCGGCUCUUCAUGUCCGCAUCUUGGUGCGCUCGUCUUGGCGGGCAAGCCGUCGUGAUCCUGGAUGAUCUCGACAAGCUGUGCCCCGUCGAAACUGAGCUGCAGGUCGGCGGAGACAACGGCCGCAGCCGCCAGAACAGCGAGGUUAUCUGCUCGAUGGUGCGGGAGUACUGCACGAUGAACUCCUCGGUGGUGCUCUUGGCGACCGCGCAGUCGAAAGAGUCCUUGAACAACGUCAUCGUCGGGGGUCAUGUGGUGCGAGAGAUCAUCCACCUGAGAGCGCCGGACAAGGACGGGCGCCGAAAGGUGCUGGAGCAGCUCACGAGCCAAGACCGGAACACCAGCGCCGCCACUAAUGGGCCCGGACGCGCACGGGACGAGAGUGCAUCGUCCGCAGACGACUCCUGGUUAGAUCCUUCGAACCCGGACAGCCGCCCUAGCACAGCCGGAAUCGACGGCUUCGUUCUGGGCCGGGACAUCGAUUUCCUGGAGCUGGCUGGCAAGACAGAUGGCUACAUGCCCGGCGAUUUGGUGCUCCUCGUCUCGCGCGCACGGAACGAAGCGCUCAUCCGCUCGGUGCAAGACCCCAUGGCUGCAUCAAAAGCGAUCACCCUCGGGGCGAAGGACUUCGACAGCGCGCUGGACGGAUUCACCCCUGCAUCCCUGCGCAACGUAACCCUCACAUCCUCCACCACGACGUUCUCCGCCAUCGGUGGCCUCCACGACACCCGGAAAAUGCUCCUGGAGACACUACAGUACCCCACCAAAUACGCGCCCAUCUUCGCGCAAUGCCCGCUACGCCUACGGUCCGGCCUCCUACUCUACGGAUUCCCCGGCUGCGGCAAGACGCUCCUCGCCAGCGCCGUCGCCGGCGAAUGCGGGCUGAACUUCAUCAGCGUGAAGGGCCCCGAAAUCCUCAACAAAUACAUCGGUGCAAGCGAGAAGAGCGUACGCGAUCUCUUCGAGCGAGCCCAAGCCGCGCGGCCCUGCAUUCUCUUCUUCGACGAAUUCGACAGUAUCGCGCCCAAGCGCGGUCACGACUCGACGGGCGUGACGGACCGAGUCGUCAACCAGCUGCUCACCCAGAUGGACGGCGCCGAAGGGCUCUCCGGCGUCUACGUACUCGCCGCUACGUCCCGACCGGACCUGAUCGACCCGGCGCUGCUGCGCCCGGGACGACUGGACAAGUCCCUCCUCUGCGACAUGCCGAGCCACUCCGACCGGAUGGACAUCAUCGAGGCAGUGAGCAAGAAGCUCGCGAUGAGCGACGAGGUGGCCGCGCGCCUGGACGAGGUUGCCGAGCGGACGGAGGGCUUCUCAGGAGCGGACCUGCAAGCCGUCGUGUACAAUGCCCACCUCGAGGCCGUCCACGACGCCCUCGGCGACCGCUCAACCGACAAAGCAGCGGGCAAGAGCGCCGGCAAGCAAUCCACCUCUUCCUCGUCGGCAGCAGGGACCAGUACCAAGUCCUUCAUCCAAUUCCUGUACUCGACAUCAGAGCAGCGCAACGGAUCAGUCGCCAUGCCGUCCCCGGCCGUCGUCGCGUCCAAACUAGAUGCCAUCAAGAGCGCCCGGCGCCGCCAGCGGCAGACCGAGCAGGGUCCCUCCGCCGGGGGAUCGACGGCGCCCACGCCGGUGACAAACGGGGCAGCAGCGCACGAAGAGCCGCGCGAGGAGAUCAUCGUCCGCUGGGAGCACAUGGAGCGGUCGCUGGACACCACGCGGAGCUCGCUCAGCGUGAACGAGCGACGGCGUUUGCAGGGGAUCUAUUCGGAGUUUGUGUUUGGGCGGAACGGCGAGAUGCCGAAUGGGGAGGCCGGGAAUGAGAUUGGGGGGCGGACGAGUUUGAUGUAA
Aspergillus candidus is the source of this 3672-nucleotide messenger RNA. It is a transcript of the gene pex1, whose product is annotated as AAA family ATPase peroxin 1. Gene Ontology annotation, biological process: protein import into peroxisome matrix. Lineage: Eukaryota; Fungi; Ascomycota; Eurotiomycetes; Eurotiales; Aspergillaceae. Gene Ontology annotation, molecular function: ATP binding; ATP hydrolysis activity. Gene Ontology annotation, cellular component: peroxisome; cytosol; peroxisomal membrane. The record is from RefSeq and is a predicted model, not a curated record. The transcript has 4 exons. Bases 1 to 3672 code for a protein of 1223 amino acids.